CAAUUUAACCUUUUUAUGUCAAAAAUGAAAAUUCUUCCUCAAAUUCUUUCCUUAUUAUCUUGAGGAAGCUCUCUCUCACACAGUUUCUCUCUCGGAACCUCUUCUUAAUCAAGCCAUUUCAGACGAUUGAUUUGAUACUCUACAUACAUCUUGAAGGAUUUGCUUAUCUACAUGAAGAGUAGAAGGAUGAGACAUGAGAAUGUUCUUCAUACUGCAUUGAGUUGCGAUGACAUCCUCUGCAAUAUCCUUCUCCGAUUACCACCUGAAUCUAUUUCCAAGCUUAUUAUUGUAUCAAAGAGGUGGCUUCACUUGAUAUGCAGCUCUUCUUUUCGUCACAGUUAUUUGAGUCGAUGGAGAGUAGGUUUUAACCUAUUAGGAUUUUUUGUGUGCAAUUCCUUGUACCUUGGAAGACCUCAAGGCGGUGCUCGUCGCCCCCGUUCAGAACCUGCUCUUCCGUUGCUGUCUACUAGUAGAGAGGGUGAUGAUAUGAAGUUUUCUGGGAUCCUUAAACAGCUUGGCUACUUCAUUGACUCUUCCAGUGGCCUUCUUCUUUGUGGUCGCCACCCAAAGGCCUAUUAUGUAUGGGAUCCUGUCACCAAACAACCACAUAAACUACCUCGUCCGCGGGUUUAUUUUGAGGAAUUGUGCAUGGCAUUCCUUGUUGAAGACUCUCCUGAUGAUGAUAUUUGCUAUAGGGUUGUUCGUGCAAAAUGUGAAAGCAGAUUUGAUGAAAUCAACAUUGUUACCAUUGAAACUUUCUCGUCAAAGACCAGUACAUGGAGUUUUUCCAAGCUUACAUGUUCUUCACCUGUAUCUCUAUCACCUUGGACUUCAGGUACUGUGAUUGGAGGUGUCAUCCACUGGUAUGCAGCCCAGGGUAAUGUAGUUAUUUAUGACCCAGAUCAUCUAGAAAAGCGUAUUGCUUUGGUUAAACUCCCAGGCACAUUUGAUUUUGAUGAGCAAGUUCUUGGGGAGUCUUCAGAUGGCUGUCUUCAGUAUGGUUGGAGCUGUAAAUCAGGCCUGCAAAUAUGGGUUCUUGAAAAAGAUUUAGAUGGUUAUACAUCCUUAUUCUCAAGUAACAAACAGUCAAAUGUUAAUUGGAGCUUGAGAUAUAAGUUGAAUUUCAAAAUAAUGUGGAAGAAGAAUCCAACAGUCGCAACAAAAUGUAGUACACGGUCCAAAGAAACUGAAAUAUUGUCAUUUGCUCCACAAAAUUCUGAAUCAGUCUUCAUUAGAUCUGGAUCAAACAUAUUUCUUUAUCACUUUGAGAGUGAAAGGGUGGAACUGAUUCAGUACCAAGGUCGUGGAUCUACCAUCUUAUGGGAUUUUUCUAAAGUAGUGCCCUACUAUAAACGAGCUUGGCCCCAUUCUGCUUUGUGUGGCAGUGGAAACAGCGCAGCAUGAAUGUGUACCGUCUGCUAUAUCUGUGGAAGUUUGUAACUGUUCUUUAGGUACUACUUUGCAGGCACCUGUGUUUUCUUUAGCUAACCUAUGGGUUCAAAUGUGAUGUGUAGUUGGAUUAUAACAGUAUAGUGCUAUUUGUUUUUACUGUUCAUGUCAUUUAUUUUGAUCAAUAAUGUGCCAGUGUUUAACCUUUGAUUUAUACCUGGAAGAUGACUAUGCAUCAUACCAUGAGUUCUCGAUGGACUGUAAUGGUAUAUGGCAUUUAUUCAAAUUCCUGCAUUAAUUACUAGUGAUACAGUAUUCAUGGAAAAUAAUAAAUUGAAGAAAUGUUCAGAGAAACUGAGAAUUAGGUUGGAUUGGAAACACUGCAAAAUUUGGAAAUAGUUAUGUGCUUCAAUUACUUUCCAUUGAUAAAAGAUGAACUAAUUGUACAACAUAAGGGAAAAUUUUGACUGCUAUGCUAAGUAGGGAACAAAGAUGUUCCUCUUUGAAUCAAUGACCUAUAUGUGGAAAAAAUUUU
Durio zibethinus is the source of this 1924-nucleotide messenger RNA. Its product is annotated as F-box protein At5g03970-like. Gene Ontology annotation, molecular function: protein binding. The record is from RefSeq and is a predicted model, not a curated record. Lineage: Eukaryota; Viridiplantae; Streptophyta; Magnoliopsida; Malvales; Malvaceae.